Molecule: messenger RNA, 804 nt
Organism: Cucumis melo (muskmelon)
Lineage: Eukaryota; Viridiplantae; Streptophyta; Magnoliopsida; Cucurbitales; Cucurbitaceae
Exons: 2
Coding region: 330-602 (90 amino acids)
Source: RefSeq, a predicted model, not a curated record
AAGCAAUUCAAUUAGAAUUGGGAAGAAAUUGGAUUAAAGUGGCAUUUUGAACUGAGCCUAAAUUGAAACCAUUUAAAGCCAAUCCUAAAACUCUUUCUCUGCACCCCCAACUUGUGUUACUUUUGGCAAUUUCGGAACAGGGAGCCGCAUCAGUUUACCGUGAAAGUUAGUGAGAGAGAGAUGAUUUGGGCGUGAGGGUUGUGGUUUACGGAAGAGGGUUUCAACGAUUGUGCAGAUGGAUGGAAAGGUUGCCCCCAAUCAGUAGGGCGGAAGAAGCGAGCACGUACAUUGAUUUCAUUGAUAAACUCCAGUCUGAUCCAGUUUGAGAAAUGGCGAAAGGUAUCAUAUGGGCAACAGCAGAGGAUUUAGCGAGGAACCGUGGGCGUGUUAUAUCUCUUUAUCGCCAGAUAUUGCGAAGCCUCAACUCCCCAAAUUUGCCUCUCAGCUUUGCAGCUAGAUUGGCAAAGAAGGCGGAGGUUCGUGCCAUUUUCAUGCUUGCUUCUGAAGAGCGAUCUCUUCACAAUAUUGAAGAUCUCAUUGAUACUGCUGAGUACUCCCUUUCUCUUUUAAGGAAGGGAGAAAUUCCCAAAUAUAUUCAAUGAGUUACCCUUUGGUUCUCUUAUGUCAAUUUUAUGUUAGUUUCCUCUCUAUCUACAUGAAUGAGCGAUACUUAUGCUUUCUCUUUGUCUAAAUUUUUUUGACUUUACUUUUGGGUUCUGCUACAAUAUUUUGUAUUUGAGUGUCAUACAUAAAAAACUCAUCGACUUGAUACUAAUCUAUCUAAACUUGAUGUUGACCCUUUCA